Messenger RNA from Arachis ipaensis, 1657 nucleotides. RefSeq lists its product as uncharacterized. Gene Ontology annotation, molecular function: glycosyltransferase activity. The record is from RefSeq and is a predicted model, not a curated record. NCBI's taxonomy places the organism in Eukaryota, Viridiplantae, Streptophyta, Magnoliopsida, Fabales, Fabaceae.
GAAAAGCUGAUGUUAGUGGCAUUUUUGUCUCUCUCCACUGCCAUGGUUCUCUUCAUCAGACCCAACAGCUCCGUUCCCUGCACCCCCACUACCGCCGCCGACAACAACCACUUCGUAGACCAAGACAAUCAGAUUCGCUCCUCUCUCCAACUCGGAAACGCUCCCUCUCCCCUUGAUUUCAUGAAGUCCAAGCUCGUUCUCAUGGUUUCCCACGAGCUCUCUCUUUCAGGUGGUCCUUUGUUACUGAUGGAGUUGGCUUUUCUGCUGAGGGGAGUUGGUGCUGAUGUUGUUUGGAUCACAAAUCAGAAGCCUCCAGAACCUGACCAAGUCAUUUACAGUUUGGAGAGCAAGAUGUUGGACAGAGGAGUUCAGGUUCUGCCUGCAAAAGGUGAAAAGGCUGUGGAUACAGCUAUUAAGGCUGAUCUAGUCAUUCUUAACACUGCUGUAGCCGGCAAGUGGCUUGAUGCCGUUCUCAAGGAGAAAGUUUCCCUUGUUCUUCCAAAGGUUUUAUGGUGGAUUCAUGAAAUGCGAGGGCAUUAUUUCAAAGUGGAAUAUGUUAAGCACCUCCCUUUUGUUGCAGGUGCCAUGAUUGAUUCUCAUACUACUGCUGACUACUGGAAGAAUAGGACCAGGGAACGUUUAGGCAUUAAAAUGCCUGAAACUUACGUCGUACAUCUUGGAAAUAGCAAGGAGCUUAUGGAUGUUGCAGAAGAUAGUGUAGCAAAGAGGGUUCUUCGCGAGCAUGUUCGAGAAUCUCUUGGAGUGAGAAAUGAUGAUCUACUUUUUGCCAUCAUAAAUAGUGUUUCACGUGGUAAAGGACAGGAUCUAUUUCUCCGAUCCUUUUAUGAAAGUUUGCAACUCAUACAGGAGAAGAAACUGCAGGUGCCAACUUUGCAUGCUGUAGUUGUGGGUAGUGAUAUGAACGCUCAGACAAAGUUUGAAACUGAGCUGCGCAAAUUUGUUGCGGAGAAAAGGAUUCAGGACCGUGUUCACUUUGUUAACAAAACCCUGGCAGUGGCUCCUUACUUGGCUUCGAUUGAUGUUCUUGUUCAAAAUUCUCAGGCACGAGGAGAAUGUUUUGGAAGGAUAACCAUUGAAGCAAUGGCAUUUCGCCUGCCUGUACUGGGAACUGCAGCGGGAGGGACAAUGGAGAUUGUGGUGAAUGGGACAACCGGUUUCCUACACCCUGUUGGAAAAGAAGGCGUGACCCCUCUUGCAAAUAACAUUGUGAAAAUGGCAACUCAUGUUGAGAAGAGGUUGACUAUGGGGAAGAAAGGGUAUGAGAGAGUGAAGGAGAGGUUUCUGGAGCACCAUAUGGCACAGAGAAUUGCACUGGUUCUUAAGGAUGUUUUGCAGAAGGCGGCCAUGCAGAAUUAAAUUAACUAGCUUAGGCACUUUGCUGUUAAAUUGUAAAUUGAUUCCACAGGAAGAAGAGAAUGAAGUGUAUACCUUCCCCUGUACUUUGUACCAUAUGUCUUGGGAAAUUGUUUGAUUCAUUUCUUGUGUAUAGCUCUGUCAUAUCAUUCAUUUCCUCACUUUUCACUCUUCUUGCCUUGCUGCUUGGUGAUCAGUGAAUUUUAGAAAAGUAAGUGAUGUGUUAAAAACUCGUGCUAAGUGAUUUAGUGAUGUGUUAAAAUGAGGUAUUUCUUGCCCUUCU